AAUGGCCUGGAGCAACCACAGCGUCAUCACGGAGUUCGUUCUCACCGGGCUCUCUGACGACCCCCUGAUCCAGGCUCUACUUUUUGCGCUGUUCCUGGGGAUUUACAUCCUCACCAUGACAGGGAACCUGACGAUGCUGCUGGUGAUCAUGGCUGACUCCCACCUCCACACGCCCAUGUACUUCUUCUUAAGCAACCUGUCGUUCGUAGAUCUCUGCUUCUCAACUGUCACGGUACCAAAGCUGCUGAAGGACCUCCUGUCAGCGAAGAAAACCAUCUCAAUAGAGGGCUGCCUGGCUCAGGUCUUCUUUGUGUUUUUUUCUUCUGGUACUGAAGCCUGCCUACUCUCCGUCAUGGCUUAUGACCGCUAUGCUGCCAUCUGCCAUCCCCUGCUCUACGGCCAGGUGAUGAGAAAUGAGUUGUGUGUAAGGCUUGUGGUCAUCUCAUGGGGCGUGGCCUCUCUCAACGCAACCAUCAUCGUGCUCUUGGCUGUCAACCUGGACUUCUGUGGGGCUCAAACCAUUCACCACUACACCUGUGAGCUGCCUGCCCUUUUCCCCCUGUCCUGUUCCGAUAUCUCCAUCACUGUCGUUGUCCUGCUUUGCGCCAGCUUACUGCACGGGCUGGGAACCUUUAUCCCCAUCUUCUUCUCCUAUGCCCGUAUUGUCUCCGCCAUCUUGAGCAUCAGUUCCACCACGGGGAGGAGCAAGGCCUUCUCCACCUGCUCCUCCCACCUCGCCGCGGUGACCUUGUUCUUUGGGUCUGGCUUUCUUUGCUAUCUCAUGCCGCCUUCUGGAUCUUCUCUGGACUUGCUCUUAUCUUUGCAAUACAGCGCAGUCACGCCCAUGCUGAAUCCCCUCAUCUACAGCCUGAAGAACAAGGAGGUGAAGGCAGCUGUGCAGAGGACCCUGAGAAAGUAUUUGCUUUAG
This is a messenger RNA of Mus pahari (shrew mouse), 928 nucleotides long. Its product is annotated as olfactory receptor 8S1-like. NCBI's taxonomy places the organism in Eukaryota, Metazoa, Chordata, Mammalia, Rodentia, Muridae. Bases 2 to 928 code for a protein of 308 amino acids. Gene Ontology annotation, biological process: G protein-coupled receptor signaling pathway. Gene Ontology annotation, cellular component: membrane. Gene Ontology annotation, molecular function: G protein-coupled receptor activity; olfactory receptor activity. The record is from RefSeq and is a predicted model, not a curated record. The transcript has a single exon.